Molecule: messenger RNA, 2418 nt
Organism: Fopius arisanus
Lineage: Eukaryota; Metazoa; Arthropoda; Insecta; Hymenoptera; Braconidae
Product: serine proteinase stubble
Exons: 9
Coding region: 103-2211 (702 amino acids)
Biological process (GO): proteolysis
Molecular function (GO): serine-type endopeptidase activity
Source: RefSeq, a predicted model, not a curated record
UAAAUUCGGGAAAUAAUCCGACACCGGGAGAACGACGGGAAGAAUAACCAAGAGGAUGACGGUACGAAAAUAGGAGAAAGGAAGAGGGCGAGGCCCCAGAGGAUGGUAUUGGGCAUGAUUGUUAGCACGAUUCCUCGAGGGGUGGGGGACACUGGAGGAAGAAGAAGCGACAUCGCCGUUGGUACGGGAAAGCCAAAGUCGGUGAAAGCAAAUAGAGACGUUCAAGACACUCCAGCUACCGCCACUUGUGACAGUCUGGUAGUUGUUCGGUAUUCCUGUGGCAGUGCUCGUCGUCAAGUUUCCACCCAAGUACUUGAAAAUGUCCUGAAGUCCCCACAUCGCGAUAUCAAUUAUUACCGAUGGAUUUUCAAUUACCAGAGGGCACGAAUUAGUGCAGACAUUUCCAAGUUGGAAAUGAUGAUCAUCCGAUCUGGCCCCAGGCCCCGGAGCUCUUCCCUGGCUGUUCUAGUGGUCCUUGUCCUGAUAAAUAAUGUUUCAAAGACCGAGGGAAGGGAUGUGCACCGAAACAGUGAUAACAGACUGGAGAGGAUUACCUCAGGGUGGAGCACGCGGAGGAGUUUCUUCCCAGUGGAGGGACAUCCCUGGGGCGAUGAUAUUCGUCGAUCAUCCGGGCCGAGGUCAUCCGCUCAUUCCAAUAAAAUUCACAGAAAGAAUCUCGAGAUUCAGAGUAAAAUGAUGGAAGAGGACAUGGAGACGGAGCUGGCGGAUCUCCAGUCGUUUGAGGCAGAGGCCGGUGGUCAAAAUGAACUUCAGAGUCUUCUGGCGAAUCUUCGGGGGCAGAGUGUCAGGGAGUUUGAGGAUGAGUAUGGGGAUGAGGCCAGGGGGAGACAUGGACGGAGAAGAAAAUUGUCCAGCCACGAGCAGGGGCUUCUCCUUGUUGAAACCCUCAGGAAAAAACGCAAUUACACCACCGAGGACAACCGCGGCCAUGCAACUCAUCUUCAUAGCGGGAUUAUGGAUAUGCUUGGGAGAAUGAUCCCUCAGACGUGCAAGUACAAGGGGGCUAGAUUCGAGUGCGGACUGAGCAUCAGCUGUGUCCUUGGGGGAGGAAGACCCGUUGAUUUGUGCUCCGGAGGACUCAUCUGGAGCUGCUGUGUCGACGACGAUGACAUUCCAGAAAAGGAGCCGCAAAGGCCCAGCGGCGUUGCGCUCCUGCAAAAUGCCACCUUCUUGGGCCUGUCGAAUCGUCCUUACGUAGACGAUGAUGUUCGUAUCUACGGUAGCCAGACUCGUCCGCAGCGUCCGAAUUAUCAUCACGAUCCAGUUGUUAAUGAAGAUCCAGGAAUUUACGAGCCAACGUAUUCAGCCUGGGAGCAGGAGCGUCCGAACGAGGUAUCACCCUACGACAGCUAUCCAAAUCGUCCAGAGGCCAGUCAUCCAAACUACUACCCCGACGAUGACUACGAGAUCAAUCGACCUCCUCAUCACGGCUGCGGAGAACUCUACACCAGGAGUAACAGAAUCGUUGGUGGACACAGCUCGAGCUUCGGCAGUCAUCCGUGGCAGGCGGCGAUAAUAAAGAGUGGAUUUUUAUCCAAGAAAUUAUCCUGUGGAGGGGCCUUGCUCAAUAAUCGAUGGGUCGUGACUGCUGCACAUUGUGUCGCAACGACUCCAAAUAACAAUCUCAAAGUGAGAUUAGGCGAGUGGGACGUACGAGACGCAGCGGAGAAAUAUCUCCACGAGGAGUACAACAUAGAGAGAAAAGAGGUGCAUCCGCAGUACUCACCCACGGACUUCCGGAAUGAUGUUGCACUGGUUAAGUUAUCCAGGGCGGUAGCUUUCAAGCAGCACAUUGUACCGGUCUGUCUUCCAGCUAGAAAUCUCAAGAUACAGGGAAGAACUGCUACUGUUGCCGGAUGGGGGAGGACCAGGCACGGACAGAGCUCUGCACCCUCGGUCCUCCAGGAAGUCGAUGUCGAGGUGAUACCCAACGAAAGAUGUCAGCGGUGGUUCAGAGCAGCGGGAAGACGAGAAACCAUCCACGACGUUUUUCUCUGCGCUGGAUAUAAAGAAGGAGGAAGAGACUCUUGUCAAGGGGACUCAGGGGGGCCCUUAACGAUGGCAGUGGAAGGUAGGCACGUCCUCAUAGGGCUUGUGUCCUGGGGCAUUGGCUGUGGACGCGAACACCUGCCAGGUGUCUACACGAAUAUCCAGAAAUUCGUACCGUGGAUAGACAAAGUGAUGAGCUGAAAUCCCUUUCCCGUUAUUUAUUCCCUCGAAUCGCCAGCCAACUUACCAAAGUCUAUUCACCCCUGAGACUUCUCAACCCAAUUCUUAUGUAGAUAUAUUUAAAAUUGUAUAGUUAUCUGUACUGUUGAAUCGUUGUAAGGACCAUGACGUUCAGAAAAUGCAUAUUUUAUUUACGUAAAUUUAUCAAUAAAUUAAUUAACAACAGCA